This is a messenger RNA of Cephus cinctus (wheat stem sawfly), 1763 nucleotides long. Its product is annotated as integrator complex subunit 12. Bases 165 to 1073 code for a protein of 302 amino acids. The record is from RefSeq and is a predicted model, not a curated record. Gene Ontology annotation, biological process: snRNA 3'-end processing. NCBI's taxonomy places the organism in Eukaryota, Metazoa, Arthropoda, Insecta, Hymenoptera, Cephidae. Gene Ontology annotation, cellular component: integrator complex. The transcript has 5 exons.
UAUUUCGUUCGCAAUAAAAAGAAUUCUUUAGCAUAUGAAUGAUUUAUGACGUAUCUUUCGAAGUAUUGAUACUUUUAUGUGAAAUUAUUGAUUUUUCGAAAGUCUAUAGUCGUUUAAUAGUUAUUGAAACUUAAACAAUUAUUAUUAGAAGCGUAGAGUAAAUCAUGUCUCAACUAGAUUUAGAUCCACAAUUUACACAAGGUCUGCGUCUUCUACAUUCGACAAAUAAAGAUUCUGUAGAACAAUUGCGUGCCCUUUUGGAUGAGGCUAUCAGGCAAAAACAUGGGUCUACGAAAAUGCUUUGCAAUGUUUUGCACAAAAAGUACACGUUGGAGGAGCCUGUAUUAAGUGACCACAGUAGCAAUGGUAGCAAGAAAAGUAAAAGUUCAAGUUCUUCGUCCAAACAAUCAAGCAAAUCUAGCAAAAAUAGUUCACCAGUUAAUUUACCAACUCGGGAUACACCACCGGAUGUUCUACAGUCAGAUGAUACAUUAGCUUUAGAAAUUUUGGAAGAUGACUUGACAUGUGUCAUUUGUAAAGGAAUGGACGUUGGAGCAAGAAACAGACUUGUUGAGUGUGUCGAAUGCCAUGCAUUGUAUCAUCAAGAGUGUCAUACUCCACAUAUUCAAGAUUCUCAAAUAGAUGUUCCUAAAUUAGUGUGGUAUUGCUCAAACUGCUCAAAAUCACAACAGGCUGCCAAUGAGAGGGCCUCACCGAAACCUGUAACUGAAAACAAACCUAAGGAACAAAAAAAAUCAACCAGUUCUAGCUCAAAGCACAAUGAUAAGUACAAGUCAUCAUCAAGUAGCGUAAAUCAAUCUCAGUCCAAUAAUGGCAGUAGUUCCACGGCAAAUGUAAGUACGGGACCAAAAGUUACACCAAACAUUCAUAUCAUCAGUGCUGAUAAGAGAUUGAAGGACAUGAUGAAGAAGGCUAAACAGGAUAAACGUAGCACAGGUAAUACGGCUAACGGUACGAGUAAGCAUUCGUCAUCAAAUUCAUCAGUUUCUUCAACAACAAAAAACACUCAAGAAAAAUCACUCCUAUAUAAAAUGAAACCAGGUUCCGAAUAAAAUCCUGAAGUUCUCCCACUAGGUCAUUGACAUUUCUUAUACUGUUUUCUAACACUUGUGCAUGUAUAUUUUUGCAUUUUAUAGCAAACUUUGCCUUUUGACAUAAAGUAAAACUGCAUAAUAACAUAGAGUUCAGUUUAUCGUGUCAUUAAUAAAACGGAACUGUGCUAUUUAGAAAUACUUUCACAACAGACGGAAAUUGAGAGACCGUAAGCGAAUUUCAUGUGUACUAUAUACUAUAUUGUAUUAUAUAUAACACGUUUUAUACAUUAUUACAAAGUCUCCCAUUGUACAGAAUUGAUAUUAUUAGUAGGUUUACUCUGUAACGCGUUAUCCAGAACGGCGUUCAUCGUAAUGUAAAGAUUGAAGCUAGAAAACUGAAAAUAUCAAUCAUUAAAAUAGGUAUGCACUUUAGCAUUCCGUGUCGCCAUAUAACAUACCGAUGACACUUAGUAUUCUGAUACUUAUGACAAUUUUGUUUUCUCUUUUUUAAUGUAAAACGAUUGAUAUAGCUAAUAAUUUUUUAUAAAAGAAAAAGCAACCGAACUAAAAAUCUAUAACCUGAAUAAUGAUCAAACAUUAUUACCAAUUAUUAAAUGACAUAUUACUCGCUGUAUUAUGUAAUAUUCUCAUUAUUUUAGUAAUAAAGUAAACGUGAAAAAUAUUCUAUGUACUCAAUCAUUCACUAAA